Molecule: messenger RNA, 6216 nt
Organism: Pomacea canaliculata
Lineage: Eukaryota; Metazoa; Mollusca; Gastropoda; Architaenioglossa; Ampullariidae
Product: synaptic vesicle 2-related protein-like
Exons: 17
Coding region: 199-2043 (614 amino acids)
Biological process (GO): transmembrane transport
Cellular component (GO): membrane
Molecular function (GO): transmembrane transporter activity
Source: RefSeq, a predicted model, not a curated record
CACUUAAAAAAGUUCCUUAAAAAACUUUUAAGACGGCAUCUCUCACUUUCUACAGGCCUCUGACUUUCAUGUGUGACGUCACGUAACGUACUGUCGACGUACCUUGAACUCAGAAGCAGAAUAUUAUAAAUCCUUUCUGCUGAAAUAACUCUAUAAUGUAACUAAUAAUCCGUCUCUGAACAUUCUUUUCAACGGAACAUGGAUCAACCGCUCCUGAGAAGAUUUAACGACAUGCAGCAGACUGCAGCACAAAUGCAGCGCCGUGUCACACCUGGUGCACCGUCAACAGCCUCUGUACAGCAGCCAGCAACAGGUUGUCUGAAUGAUGCUGCCGCCAAAGGCAAAUCCCCAGGCACCGCCAUGCAUAUUGAAGUCAUCAGCAGGAUACCUUCCAGCAAAUUUGUCAGAGCUAAAGUCAUGCUGUCACGCCUGGUCAAGUUUCGAAAGGGAGACAGCCCCUAUGAAGACCUUGAUGGCGAUGACAAGGUUGAGAUGGACAUCACUGACUUGUACAGCUCUGGCAGUCGACCUGUUUCGAGUUCCUACGGUGACUCCAGUGGGGCCACCAAUAGGGCCAGACUUAGCCUUGGAGGGGAGAUGUCAGACUUAGCCUCCUUGGGUAGCAAGGACACAGAAGAAACAUUUACAGUGGAGCAAGCAAUAGAUCAGAUUGGAUUUGGACCAUUCCAGAUAAAGCUUUCAGUUCUUACUGGAUUUGCAUGGAUGGCCGAUGCCAUGGAGAUGAUGAUACUGGCCAUCUUAUCACCAGCACUUCAUUGUAGUUGGCAGCUGACAGGUUUACAGGAAGCAGCUAUUACUACAGUGGUCUUUUGUGGUAUGAUGUCGAGCUCUGGACUGUGGGGCAGCAUUUGUGACAAAUAUGGACGCAAAACUGAACUAAUAAUGUGCUCUGUUGUAACUUUCUACUUCGGUAUUCUGAGUGCCUUCUCGCCUAGUUAUGUUUGGCUUCUCAUCUUACGGGGCCUCGUGGGCUUUGGCAUCGGUGGCGCCCCACAAGCGGUCACUUUGUAUGCCGAGUUUCUGCCUUCGAAAACACGGGCGGCAUGUGUGACUCUUGUGGAAAUUUUCUGGGCCAUAGGAGCCUGUUUUGAGGUGUUGCUGGCACUACUUAUCAUGCCUACCCUGGGCUGGCAGUGGUUGCUGGGACUCUCCUCGUUGCCUCUACUUAUUUUUGCCUGUUGCUGUGCAUGGCUACCCGAGAGUGCGCGCUAUGACUUAACCCGUGGCUGCUACGACAAAGCAGUCAAGACUUUGGAGAGGAUUGCACGGGAGAAUGGCAAGUCCAUGCCCCUAGGGAAACUGGUGGAGCCAGAGGUGCAGCAUGUCAAGAGAGGUCGUGUUAUGGACUUACUGAAACCUGAGAUGCGGUUUACCACUGUUCUUUUGUGGAUUAUCUGGCUGGUGUGUGCCUUUUCAUACUAUGGCAUUGUGCUGCUAACCACAGCUCUCUUUGAGAGCCCUGAUGGUUGUCAUGGAACUGAUGUCAAGUUCAAUCCUGAUCCUGCAUGUUUCUUGGAAUGCAAAACCCUAACCAAAGAUGACUACAAAGACCUCACCUGGACCACACUUGCUGAAUUUCCAGGAUUAUUUCUGACUGCAUUCCUGCUGGAAAAAAUUGGUCGCAAGUACACCAUGGCAAUAGAGUUUGGAAUCUUCAGCCUCUUUGUCUUUCUUGUAAACAUAUGUACAACACGUGCCCUGCUGACAGUUUUUCUGUUUGUAUCAAGAGCAUUCAUAUCAGGAGCAUUUCAGGGAGCAUAUAUCUAUACGCCUGAGUUUUAUCCAACAUCAAUGCGGGCCAUGGGCCUAGGUACCUGCAGUGGCAUGGCACGCAUAGGUGCAAUCGUCACACCGUUUGUAGCACAGGUGUUGCUAAAGGUCUCUGCUUAUGUUGCUAUCUCUCUGUAUGGAGUUAUGUGUCUCAUUGCUACUGUGGCAUCUCUCUUGCUGCCUUAUGAAACUAAAGGCAGAGAAAUGAAGGAUAUAACUCAGCAAGUAACUGAAAAAAAAGCCAGAAAGUGAGUGUAUAGUUUUCCGAACCACCAAGAUCGUCCAGAACAUCAGCCUCAUCGAAGCCAGAUAAUCUCAUGCUGUGUAUGGCUCUUAGAGAUCUCUCCAAUAAGUUCUUAGUCCAUGACCCUAGUACUGGUCACUGGUAGUGUCUUUUACAUGUGCCAGUCAUUGCUACAUGUCGAUCUGGUGUGUUGGUCUUAGUAGCAUCUGCCAGUACUGUUUAACACAGAGUGCUGCUCUUUCUGCAACUGCCUUUGUUGGUCGACUGCCAGUGCACUGCUGCUAUGUAGAGGAAUAUGUUCUGUGUUGCUCUCAAUAAUGAUGACAUGAGCCAUAUUGUUGCUAUGCUAGAUACUGUGCCAGUCCUCUUCACAUUAACAAUAAUAAUAAUAGCAUAUGUUUAUAAGGUGCUCUUCCCCACUGACAAAAGUGGGCUUAGGAUGCUUUACAUAUUUAAAGUCACACAAGAACACAUUAUUCAGUAGGCAUAUAAAUGUGUCUUACAGAUUUAUUCACCAUCAUUCAAAUCAUGUUUUCACUCUCUCACACACACACACAUGCACGCAAGGAUGUCAGUAUGCUUUUUGCCUGAGCAUGGACUUAUCAUUGAGUAUUGUGCUUUAAUGCCUGAAUCUUUUAUCAUACCCUUCCUGGGUAAAGUUUUUUUUUUUGUUGUUCUAAUUUUUUUUUCGUUUGUUCAGUGUGACUGUUAGAUUCCUUUACAUGUUGCCUUGCCCAAUACUUGGAUUUGAUACUUCAUGUCUAACAACUGUAGUUGCACAAAGUAGAUAUCCAUGCUGCGUUGUCUCAUACAUCAUCCUUUCUAGUAUUUGCUGCAUCUCAUAAAAGUCGUAAUUUAUAAAUUUUCUUUCUGAUGCUUUUGUGAGACUAGCCAUAUGUGAUAUUUACAUAGGUUUUCCUGUGUGUUAGUUGUAUAAGUUUCUCUGUGUUAUACUCGCACAUGCUAUUUUGUCUGAUAUUCAUGCCCUGGAUUGACCUUUGAGACAUGGGUAUGUAUUUUUUUAAUUUUUCGGAAAUAUUUUUUUGUAUUUACAGCACUUUUUGAAACAGUCUGUGUUGCAUAUUGCUGUCUAUACAUAGAAACUUUAUUGGAUACUCAUGGUGAUAAGAAAUUCUCAUAUAGUUGUUAAAUUUUAUUGUACAUUCCUGUUGCUGUUAAUCUCACUAGAAAUUGUGUGAAAGUGUAUGAUCAUAAACGUGUGUGCACAUUUAAACACAUAUUUACUAAUGCUAGUCUCAGAUGUUUUAGCAACUGACAGUUCUCAUUGCAGCACUGCUAGCCAUGCACAGCAGUAACAAGUAAGUUCAGUUGUUAUUUUUAGACCUGUCAUUUAUUCCAUGACAAAGAUGGGGACCAUCACAAAAAAUUAAAUAGAUAAAAUUAGACGAGAUUUUGUCAAAUAACAGUUAUCAGAACAAGGAGUUGCAUAUUAUUCUGUUAUUCAAUGUAGAAAAAUGAUGGAAUGUGAAAUAAUAGAAGCAAUACCCUUCUCAUUUUGUGUAAAAUGGUCCUAAUUUAUUGAUCACGUACUUCCAUUUGAUAAAUGCCUGCACACAUAAAAUCAAAUUGAUGAACUGAAUAAAUUUGUCAGAAAUGAGCCUCUGCUGCUUGCCAAGCCUGAUUAACUCUGGAUUUUUGAUGAACAUGCUUGUAAAAUAAACCCAGAGUUGUUUGCAAGCUGAGUAAGAAAUUCCCAGCUGUAAGAGGGAAACAUCCUGAUGUCAUUUGUUUAAAAUAUUUUUUAAUUGCUAUGGCGUAUUGUUGACACUAGUCAGAUAUUGUAAACCAGGAUAGGUUUGAUGUAUUUCUGUUGAAAGAAAAUAUAAUUUACUGUAUUACAUAACUUUUAUUUAUAAAAAUGAACUGUAAUUCACUCAUUCCCGACAGUUAGGUUUUUCUUUAUUGUCAGUGGUAGUCAUCAAAGUGGGAACCCGUUUGUGACUGAUUUAACCUGUUACAGUCAAAUAGCAUAAUAAUUAUGAGCAUUUGAAAUGUACAUGCACUAAAAACAAUAUAACCAUAGCAAAUAUAGACGGUUUAUCAGCUAAUCCGACUCUAGGACAAUGCUAACUUCAAAACUGAACCAAAAAGUGACUGCUUCUGUACAUGUAAUUGAGCUAUUAGGUAGUCUUUUGGGUUUACAGUUUAAUUUUUUGGUGGCUUUUUUGGGGGCAUUAGAGAUCCUACAAAAUUCAGGCUAAAUUCUUGGACAGCGCUUUACAUCAUAAUCCCAGUAAAGUAGGCAUUAGCUUAUGCUUCUAUAUUUGCAUAAUGUAUUAGAAGACGGUUUCUAAUCAAAAGAAAUAGUAAUGGAAUUCAUGUUGCUGCAAUAUUUGUAAUCAAACUUGUCUGCCUGAAUGAUGAGCCAUAUUCUGCUAAAAGAAUCUGUAGCCUUUUACUUGAUAUCCAUGUUUUGUUGUUUUGAUGAAUGAUAAUGUGGAAGCUGCUAUAUAUUUGGACAGCAUUAUAGAUGUUAAAAACAAUGAAGAGAAUAAGAACGGUGGUAGUUAUUGAGUGUGCUGAAUGUUGUACCUGUCCUGGCCAUGUGCUGCCUGAGUACACUGUCUAGGAUUACCUCACACAUAGGAUGAGAAAAAAAUGUCUUUACUGGCCUGUGGUUAUAUGAGAGAUAUGCAUGUAGCAACAAACCUUGACAAAAAGGAAGCAUAUAAUGUUGAGAAAGAGACACAUUUAAGAUCUGCUUUUCAAGGUAGACAAAACCUAUUUGUCAUUUAGAUUUUGUGGUAUAUAAACACCAUUUUUUGGUAAGGGAUAUUGGUUUUUUAGACAUUUUUAACUGUGCACAGAUCAUUUUUAUCAUUUUUUGUUCUUUGCAAUUUAAAUACCAUGAUAGCAUUCCACUUUGUGUAUAUUCAUCUUGCAUUUGUAAGGUGACAAGUUCUUUUAAUGUAGAUCAUAAUGCUACAGGGUAGAAUGGAAUGUAUUUUUUCAGACUGUUUGAGUCCACCAUAAUUAUUGAUAUUUUUGGCAACUGGUAAAUACACAAAAAAUGUAAACCACAAGACUUUGAACAUGUUUGUUGAUGCUUUUAUAAAUUAGUUAAGAUUGAUAUUAGGCAGAUGUGUGCUUUAUAUUAUGGAAAUGUAAAAGUCACAGAAAAAGUUGCCUUUUAUUGUUGUCCAGACAUUCAUACAAUGAUUUCUGGUAAAAAUGCCACUUUAGGAAGAAUGGAUACAUGUUAGUACAUGGGGCUUAACUGGGCUGAUAGCAGCCAACUUAAGUUCUAGCAAUUGUUUCCUUGAGUCUGCACCACUCAUUUGUGUGAGGCUUUGAUGUCAAAAACAACAAUUCACAGCCUUCUGUGGGGCAGACUGCAAAUUGUGAGAAGCCAGUCUUUAGCUGCUUGAAAACACUGUAUGGUUUUUCGUCAAACUUUUAUGUCAGCUCUGUCAGUGAUCUAUAGUCAAAAAUUGCAACACUGUACACUACCAUUACUAUGGGCUGAAGCAUGGGUUUAGUUUUUCUGAGUAGAUGUAGUACCAAGUUCGUGAAAGCUUCGUAUCACUGACGUGGAUCAGACACUGGCAUUGGACAUGAUAGAGACCACUGCAUUCUUGUUCUCUGCCAGCUUCAGCUAUGCAUUGUGAUGUCAAGGUUCAAUAUAGAUAUGUUUACAAAGCCAAUAUGUCUGAAUGUGAUCAUAUUAUAGGUUGUGAGCUUUGAUCUCCCCCUUGUUGAUCCAGUGUGCACAACAUCUGAUUUUAUGGCUGUGUAUGAUUAAAGCACUCUGAGGUAAAAAGUACUUAUAAUUUGUUUUAAUGUUCUGCCAUUUACUUAAGCAAAAAGAGAUCCAGACACAUUCCCUGUGAAUGUUGUUUGUGUGGUUUGAUACUUCAGAAGGAUAGUUUGUGACUUGUGAUGACCUUUUUCAAGUUGUUGGUUUGUUGAUGGAUUAUGGGUUUUUGGUAAUACUGAAGCUGACAUGGAACCAUGGGAAUAAUGUGUUUAAAUGUGAAACCAUGCUUCUCUAUUUAACACAAAAAGUUGUAUUUGGUUACAAGAGCAUGCUUUCAUGACACUCCAUUAGUCUUUGGUUGUUUAUUAAACAUAUUAAUGUUGCCGGACUUGUUUUAUUGUUUAUUACAGUUGGUAUUUUUGUUGUUGGGGAAAACUUGUAAAUAAAUUUCCUGAAAAAAAAA